UCAUGUCGCACAUUGCAGGUCCGUCGCCCAAAAAAUUUAGGUCGUCUUUGGCGACUUCAUUGAAUGUUCCUGUGUCCAGCAAUAACCAAAUUUCCCAUACAGCGAUUAAAGAUCUGUCUUUAGAGACACAAUCGGUGUCCAUCAAGUGUCUGGUGUUUGGCAAAAGUGCCGUAAACCAAACAUCAUCAGUGAAAUACACCAUUUUACUGAGUGAUGGAUCGGGAACAAUAAAGGCUGAAGGCUGGGGUCAACCUGGUUUGGCCUUCUUCGAAUCUGUUAUUGUCGGCUUAUGUUAUAGCUUAUCUAGCUUUGCCAUUAGGGAUCUCAAGGAGAGAUUUUUUAAAUUUUCCUGGUUAAAGAAUCCCCUUUAUAUAUCCGUGGGAUCCUAUUCCAAAGCCAUUCCGGAUGCGGAUAUUGAUAUAGAAGACUUCAACUGGGAUUUCAUUUCACUUAGGGCGUUAAGUAGAAAUUUGUAG
Molecule: messenger RNA, 476 nt
Organism: Daphnia pulicaria
Lineage: Eukaryota; Metazoa; Arthropoda; Branchiopoda; Diplostraca; Daphniidae
Exons: 3
Coding region: 3-476 (157 amino acids)
Source: RefSeq, a predicted model, not a curated record